GGGCCUCUUGGUUUGGAUGGCAAACCAGGACCUCCAGGACCAAAAGGGGAAAAGGGUGAAGCAGGGGACAUCGGCCCGAGGGGCGAUCAAGGUCGAGAUGGAGCCACUGGCCCCCCUGGUCCACCAGGACCCCCAGGUGCCCGGGGGCCUCCUGGUGACACGGGAAAAGAUGGCCCAAGAGGACCUUCAGGCCCCCCUGGUUUCAAAGGCGAGCCUGGAGAGGACGGCCUCGUGGGUGCCAGGGGACCUCCAGGACCAAAGGGUGAGCCUGGCAUCCCAGGGAAAAAGGGUGAUGAUGGGAUCCCUGGGGAACCAGGACUUAUGGGCCCUAAGGGAGAAAAAGGAAGCGCAGGUCCCAAGGGAGAGAACGGCACAGAUGGCUUGCCAGGACCCAAGGGUGAACCUGGUGAGAAGGGAGGAAUUGGCUCCAUCGGACCCCGGGGUCCCCCCGGCCUGAAAGGGGAACAGGGUGACACCGUAGUGAUCGACUAUGACGGCCGAAUCCUGGAUGCGCUCAAGGGUUCACCGGGUCCCCCAGGGCCACCGGGCCCCCAAGGCGCUCCAGGUCCCAAGGGAGAGCUGGGCUUGCCGGGUCCACCUGGACUGGAUGGUGAGAAGGGUCCCAAAGGAGCGAAGGGUGACCAGGGCAGUGCGGGGAUCGCUGGACAGAAAGGAGAGACAGGAGAAAUGGGCUUAGUGGGUCCACCGGGAGCAGAAGGGCCAAAAGGAGACAAAGGAGAAAAAGGAGACACCGGGUCACCGUGUUUGCAGAAUAAUCACAUCAUACCUGAGCCCGGACCCCCCGGAUUACCCGGCCCUAUGGGUCCUCCAGGAAUCCAGGGGCCUAAAGGCUUGGACGGUGCGAAGGGAGAAAAAGGCGACAGCGGUGAGAAGGGGGAUCACGGCGACACCGGACCCGCUGGUCUCCCGGGUGCUCCAGGGCUCAUCGGUUUACCCGGUACCAAAGGAGAGAAGGGAAAGCCGGGGGAGCCAGGACUGGAUGGUUUCCCAGGUCUCAGAGGAGAGAAAGGAGAGAGAAGUGAAAGAGGCGAGAAGGGUGAGCGAGGAAUACCGGGGAGAAAAGGAGCCAAAGGGCAGAAGGGGGAACCAGGCCCUCCCGGACUGGAUCAGCCUUGUCCCGUGGGACCAGACGGACUGCCAGUAGCAGGAUGUUGGCACAAG
Molecule: messenger RNA, 1182 nt
Organism: Leptosomus discolor (cuckoo roller)
Lineage: Eukaryota; Metazoa; Chordata; Aves; Leptosomiformes; Leptosomidae
Source: RefSeq, a predicted model, not a curated record